This is a messenger RNA of Meloidogyne enterolobii, 1919 nucleotides long. Lineage: Eukaryota; Metazoa; Nematoda; Chromadorea; Rhabditida; Meloidogynidae. The record is from the annotation of a GenBank genome assembly.
UUUGACUGUUAAAUGACUGGACUGUGAAAUGACCUCAAAAAUUAGGGGAAAUUUAAGUUUAGGAAAAGAAGUUGUAGGAGAAUAGGCUUGAAAGAAAGUUGGAAAGAAAGUUGCUGGAAAAAAGUUUGAAGAAUGUUUGUAGAAAGGUUGAGAAAAGUUUGGGAGAAGUUGAAGAAAAGUUGGAAAUAGGCUGAUAAGAAGUUCGAAAUAAGUUGGAGAAAAGUUGAAACAAAGUUCGAAAAAAGUUAAUAGUAAAAGUUGGGGAAAAGUUGGUAAAAAUUUCCAUCUUUUAUGCUUGAAUAACUUUUAGCUGACUUUCUCAAGGCUAAAAUAGGGAGGCCGGUAAAUACCUUUAAGUAAUAUGACAGACGCGCAUUUUAAGCAAAAAAACAAAUGAAGCAUAUCAAGGAAAUAUAUUAAGAAAAUAUUUUUUUGAAAAAAAUAUUUUUGUUGGCAAUAGUUCUCGAAAAUAUUUUACUUUUAUUUUCUUAGAAAUAAUAAACUUAUUUUUUAUUUUUUUAUUUUUUUGUUUCGAAAAUGUUUCCAAAAUUUUUAUUUUUUUAUUAAAAAUCUUCUCAUAAUCUUUUAAGAAAUAAUUUAAAAAUAAAAUGAAAAUUCCAAAAAUUCAACUUGUUCAAGAACCCUCACAAGAAGAUAUUGAAAAUGUUGAGAAAAGCACAAAAAUAUUAAUUGGAACUUGUGGAUCCAAUCCAGACGAGUCAUCCUCACUUCUCUCAUCGGGAACAUCUUCGCGUUGUUCUUCCCCACCACACGCUUCUUUUGCUGCUGGAAAUAAUCAAAAUCCAAAAGAAGUAGAGGAAGAGGAACACCAAAUAAUUGCUGGAGAGCGUGUUCCCUUAAUGCAACAAUCACAUUUUUUAACCCCAGAAAGUAGCCAUCAACAACAACAACAACAAAUGACUGGUACUGGUAGUGGUGCUGGAAGUCCUAGUUAUUUUCUUACUCCAAGUGCUUUAAACACUCCUAGGCAUAGUCAAUCUGGAGGGCGUCCAAGAAUGGGGAGACGUUUUACUUUGAAUCCGUUGAUAUUUGCAAAGGAAGAAAGAGAAAUGCGACGUCAAUCACUUGCCCAACUCAAACUUUCUUAUUACCCAAAAGGUGCUGGUGAUUAUGAUGGAGAUACUAGCAGUUGGUUAUGUCAAUGGGGGUUUUGGUUUUUGGGUUGGCUAAUUGUUUUGGCUACUUUCCCAGUUUCUGUCUGCUUUUGCCUUAAAGUUGUUAAAGAAUAUGAGAGAGCUGUUAUAUUUCGGUUGGGAAGGCUAAUUGGUGGAGGUUCGAAAGGACCAGGCAUUUUCUGGGUAAUGCCUUGUAUAGAAUCUUAUGUUCGAGUUGACUUGCGCACUGUUUCCUUUAGUGUGCCUCCUCAAGAAAUUCUUACUAGAGACUCUGUUACUGUCUCAGUUGAUGCUGUUGUAUAUUAUAGAAUAAUGAAUGCAACUGUUAGUGUUGCCAACGUUGAAAAUGCGCAUCACUCUACUCGCUUAUUAGCUCAAACUACAAUGAGAAAUAUGCUUGGAAUAAAAACUUUGGCAGAAAUUCUCUCAGAUAGGGAUUCAAUAGCUUUGACAAUGCAGACACUGCUAGAUGAAGCAACCGAUUCUUGGGGAAUUAAAGUGGAACGAGUAGAAAUAAAGGAUGUACGGCUUCCACUGCAGUUACAAAGAGCAAUGGCUGCUGAGGCUGAAGCAACACGAGAAGCUAGAGCAAAGGUAAUAGCGGCAGAAGGCGAACAAAGAGCAAGUAAUUCUUUAAAAGAAGCGGCUACAAUGCUAGCUGACUCACCUGCAGCUUUACAAUUAAGAUUUUUACAAACUUUAAAUUCUGUGGCUGCUGAGAAAAAUUCUACAAUUAUUGUGCCAAUACCUGUUGAAAUUAUUCGUCAUUUUUUGUCAAGAUAA